Erythranthe guttata (spotted monkey flower) is the source of this 1185-nucleotide messenger RNA. RefSeq names its product cytosolic sulfotransferase 15. NCBI's taxonomy places the organism in Eukaryota, Viridiplantae, Streptophyta, Magnoliopsida, Lamiales, Phrymaceae. Gene Ontology annotation, molecular function: sulfotransferase activity. The record is from RefSeq and is a predicted model, not a curated record.
UGUAAAUGUAUGUUGUAGAAGUGCCUAACAUCGAUCUUAAUUAUGAAUAUAAUGCCUAACCUUUUCUUUUAUUGUUGAUAUAGAUAAUGUUGCAUAUUGAUAAUCAACCCAUGCUAUAAAAGAAGAGACGAGGGUUAGUUAUAAUUCAUUGGAAAUUAAAUAAAAUAGUAUAAAUGGAGAAAAAACAAGACACAAAAGAGGAUGACGAGUUUUCAGAGUCGUUGCUUCAAACACUUGAGCAACAAACAAACUGGGACGGCAGUCCGAUGGUGAAAUACCAAGGCUUUUGGUAUUUGAAAAUAUUUUUCCGACAAGAACUUGCGUCUUAUAAGCAUUUCAAAGCAAAAGAUUCUGACGUUAUAUUGUCAACCCUUCCUAAAGCAGGAACCACCUGGUUGAAAGCCCUUGCUUUCUCAAUAGUCAACCGCGGUACUAUUUAUCGUGAUAUUGAUCAAAACCCUCUACUCACAUGCAAUCCCCACAAACUUGUGCCUUUCCUAGUCGCAUUUAAAGAAAAUAAGCCUAAUCAAUUAGAUAAACCCAAUGAUCCAAGAAUCUUUGCGACCCACGUGCCUUUCAAAGCCCUAGCUUAUUCGAUCCGUGAAUCUGCAUGCAAAAUUAUCUACGUGUGUAGAAACCCUUUGGAUCUGUUCGUCUCAGCUCGUCUGUUCUUAACCGAAAACAAGCUUGAGAAAGAUCAUGCGGGCCUACUUGGUUUAGACGAGAGUUUCGAUAUGGCUUGCGAGGGAACUCAUCCGUACGGGCCCUUUUGGGAUCAUAUGACUGGCUACUGGAAUGCCCAUCUGGAGAAUCCUCGUAAAGUGUUGUUUCUAAAGUACGAGGAUAUGAAAGAGGAUAUUGUUUUCAAUGUGAAGAAGAUUGCCGAUUUUCUCGGUUGUCCUUUUUCAUCGGAGGAAGAAGAACGAGGCAUGGUUGAAGAGAUUUCGAAGAUGUGCAGCUUUCAGAGUUUGAAGAAUGUGGAUAAGAAUGGAUAUUCUAUCAAAGGUUUAUUUAAGAAUAGUACAUUCUUUAGGAAGGGAGAAGUUGGAGACUGGAGCAAUUAUUUGACUCCCGCCAUGGCUGAGCGCAUGAAGAAGCUCAUGGAGAUCAAGUUCCAGGGGUCACCUGGUUUAACAUUCAAGAUCUAAUAAAAACAAGACACUUGGUCCUUACAUAUAUAUAAAA